CAUCUCGAAAAGCAGUUUAUAUCCAAUCAACCGGACAGUUUGAUUGGGCAAUUUUAUAAUAAACAGGUGCUAGGGUACGCCAGUCAACCUCUGGACGGGCGGGAACAUCGUCAAGUACCAUUAUAUUAGAAAAAAACUCUCUGAGUGAAAAAAAUAAUAGAAAAAAUGAUACGUCUGCUCGUUUUGGCCGUUGUGGCCAUUACGGUGAGGUCAGAGGAAGAACCAAUGAAGAACUUAACUACAAUAUCCUGGGCUCAUGCCGUCAAUAACAAAACAUACCUACAAGCCGCGCUAUCAAGCACAAUAAAUAUGCUCGAAGCAGACAUUGUCCUAGGCACAGUGGUGGGUAAGGAUGGCCCACCACUGCCCAUCAUGGCCCACCCACCAGCCACCACCUCCGAUCUAACGCUAGCCGAGUUCCUGGAGACGGUAGCCCAGCACAACUUGAAGGAAACCAACCCUGGAAGCAAGAAGGGGGUGAAGCUGGACUUCAAGAGUAUAGAGGCGUUUGAGCAGAGCCAAGACUUGAUUGGGCGUCAUCAGACUUUACCAAUCUGGCUGAACGCCGACAUCCUCCCUGGUCCGGUAGACGCAACCACGAAGCCAGUGGACCCUGCGAAAUUCCUCAAGCUUGGCUCCAAGCACGUCUGCGCGGUCCUCUCCGUCGGCUGGACUACCAACUACGGAGGGAACAUUACGGAGGGAGAGUAUACCAGUGAGCAGAUCGGCACCAUGCUCAGGAUGAUCAAUGAGAACCAUAUUAAUCAGACUGUGACUUUCCCUGAAGCCCAGCAGAUAUGGCGCAAGAAAAGGCAAGCUUGCUUAAAAUGCGCCAUGCGAAUACGAUCCACUCCCCUGCCUACCAAACAUAAUCAACAUUAAUAAAGUACGUGCAGGCCUCGCAGCAAACAGUCAGCCAGUGAUCCUGGACCUUCUUCGAGAAACCUCAUCCCUCAACUCCAGCAUGACAGUCUGGUCCAGUGAAGGAGACCACGUGGAGGUAGACCGUCUCCGGGCCCUCAUCCUCACGGUAGGCCUGGAGAGGACCUACCUGGACGUGCCCCAGGACUUGGCGGGGAAACUCCACCUGCCCCCACCUGAUGCGAAGGCCAA
Helicoverpa armigera (cotton bollworm) is the source of this 1113-nucleotide messenger RNA. RefSeq names its product protein FAM151B. The transcript has 6 exons. The coding region runs from base 166 to 882 and encodes 238 amino acids. Lineage: Eukaryota; Metazoa; Arthropoda; Insecta; Lepidoptera; Noctuidae. The record is from RefSeq and is a predicted model, not a curated record.